Molecule: messenger RNA, 806 nt
Organism: Bursaphelenchus xylophilus (pine wood nematode)
Lineage: Eukaryota; Metazoa; Nematoda; Chromadorea; Rhabditida; Aphelenchoididae
Source: the annotation of a GenBank genome assembly
AUGCAUGAAUAUUCGGCCGAUGAGAAGAAACAGGCCGCGGUGUUGGGCGAAUGCAGAGAUAAGUUUGCCGAGAGACAGGCAAAGUACUAUCCGCCGGAAGCAACUGUAAGCUCGUUUGAUCUUGAUUCUUUUCUCUAAAGAAGUCUGUUUAGGGUGAAAAGGAGCUGAAGAUUUUAGAGAUUCAUAUGUGCGUACUAGAGAAGCCUAGUGGGUGGCUGCGGGAUUCUUUAAAUUUUUCAGUCACAACGAACCACGUAUUAUAUAUUAUAUAAUUGCUAUCAGUUUAGCUUUAGUUUUGCAAGGACUAGCGAGAAAAUUCACCGAGUUUUGCUGCAGCGACAGUAAGCAAGACGCAGAGUGCGAUCAGAGAGAGUGAAGUUUCUUUAGUCAAAUCUCUGGCACGGGUGGAAAACAAUAUUUCUCAUUGAAUGUAAAAAUUUUUUGCGAGUUUUGGAAUAAAAAACUAUGCCAGAAGUGUGGGAAAAAUUUAAAGAAAAUCGGAGCGUCGCGCGGGGAAAUACCCUUCAAUGCAUUUGGACCAAGCGUUACUGAAACCUAAGAGUUGCUUUUUGCACCUCCCGCUCUAGUUGAAAACCUGAAAGAAAGCUCUCCAUACAUAUAUGUAAUCUGAUUUUGAGCGCCCUCCUUGAAAGAUUUCUAUGGCGAAAGUUCAAAUAGAAUUACAUUCCGUUUUCUUUCAGAACCCUCCAGACCCAUGUUACGAAGAGAUGAACCGAUGUCUCGUUUACGGAGAACCAGACUCCGCCAAUUGUUGCCUUAGUCUGUGCGACCCCAACAAACCUUGA